Molecule: messenger RNA, 429 nt
Organism: Xenia sp. Carnegie-2017
Lineage: Eukaryota; Metazoa; Cnidaria; Anthozoa; Malacalcyonacea; Xeniidae
Exons: 3
Coding region: 1-429 (142 amino acids)
Source: RefSeq, a predicted model, not a curated record
AUGCUGAACUCAGAGGAAUGCAAGCAGCUGAGCUCUAAUUCUGAGAGGUUGAAGUUAGCUGUAGACCACUGGAACUUGUUAGGGGCAGAGGAACGUGUGAUUUGGGCAGAAAGAGCAAAGGCUGUUCAAAGCAAUGACAUUCAUGACCUGACAGUUAAGCAGCGCACAAACCAAGUGAAAAAAGGGAAAAAGCAGCUUUUGUCACAGCUUACUUACUUAGAAAGUCUUGGUUGUGAAGCAGUUGUUUUAUUCUUGGAGCCUGGUGAUUCUUGUCUUCAACAGUUUGGAACAGAAAGGAAUCAACUUUUGAAUAGAAAUGAAAAAAUUGGUGUCAAUUCGUUGAGUAUUUGGGUAAGUGCUGUACCUACACAGUUAUUUUCAGAAACUUGUGGGUCUUGGAAUACCAGUGCAUUAUUUCUCAAGCAUUAG